Monoraphidium neglectum is the source of this 852-nucleotide messenger RNA. RefSeq lists its product as hypothetical. The transcript has 6 exons. Gene Ontology annotation, molecular function: helicase activity. The record is from RefSeq and is a predicted model, not a curated record. NCBI's taxonomy places the organism in Eukaryota, Viridiplantae, Chlorophyta, Chlorophyceae, Sphaeropleales, Selenastraceae. Bases 1 to 852 code for a protein of 283 amino acids.
AUGUCGCCGUCAUACUCACCACAGGCGGGCGAUAAUGUGCUCAUACGGCGGCAACCAGCAGACGGCGGCACGACCCCGCAGCAGCGGCGCGGCCGCGCCUCGCCUGGCGCCUCAUUUGGCUCUGGCGGCUCGAGCUAUGCUGACGAGGACGAGGAUGAGGGGGAGGGGGCAGAGGACAGCGAUUACGGGGAAGGGGAGGGGCGCGGAGGCGGCGGCGGCGCGGCGGCCCGAGGCCGCGCGCCCAUCAGCGCCACGCUGCAGGCGGUGCACAAGAAGUACCUCCUGGUGGCAAUGGACAAGGAGGAUUCAGACACCAUGCAGGCAGAGGUCGCGGGCAGCCCCGCCCUGGCGCCGCCCGCGGACUGGCGGGUCGACCAGGCCGAGAACGACGUGGCGGCCAAGAGGCAGCUGGAGGCGAUAGAGCGGCUCGGCAGCCUGCAGGAUAAGGAGCACGCGGCCUUCGAGCAGCUUGCGCGCUGCUGCACAGUCGGCUCCCCCCGCUCCGCUGACGUCGCGCGCGUCCCUCCGCUGUGGGUGCGCGACAAGGGCUGGCGCGCCGCCGCCAAGGCGCAGCUCGCGGCGCAGCACGGGCUGAACCGGUCGCAGCGCAAGGCGGUGGCUGACGCGAUGAUCGCGAGCGUCACGCUGUGGCAGGGGCCGCCGGGGACGGGCAAGACGGCCACGCUGCUGGCGCUCAUUCAGGUGCUUGUCGGCGCCUGCAAGGGCGCGUUCUCAUCCGCGCCGGCCAGCAAAGCGGCUGCCGUGGCAGCGGCCGGCGAAGAGAGUCAUACGGCGGCGCGGGAGAUGGCGCGCAAGCGGUGGAAGCAGAUGGGGCCCGUGCUCGCCUGGUGA